Messenger RNA from Brenthis ino (lesser marbled fritillary), 498 nucleotides. The record is from the annotation of a GenBank genome assembly. Lineage: Eukaryota; Metazoa; Arthropoda; Insecta; Lepidoptera; Nymphalidae.
AUGACUGGACGUGCUCAUCACACAAAUGAAUGUCUCCAGCGGGACUCGAAUCCGCGCCCGCUAGCACAGCAAUUAGGGUCACUACAAACUGUGCAAAGCUGCAACGUGGCUCCAAAUGCAAGACAAAAUAAGAAAACUAAAAAAAAUAAUUCACAGAAACGUAGAGAGCAAGUAAAACACGCCAUGAGGCGACACCGACAGAAGUUAUCAGAAGAACAACUGGAACAAAGGCGAAAAAAAGACAGAGAACGAUACAACCGAAAAAAAGAACAGGGAUUGAUAAGUAACAUCAAUGAAUUAAUACCUCGAGCUCAAAAAAUAAUAAUACAGCAGUGGAAAGAAAGACCGAAAAAAUAUCGUGAUAAGAAAAAAGCAAUGGAACAAAUUCGUCAACAAACUGAGGAUUUUGUUGAAAAUGACACUCUUCCAGAUAGCCCUACAUCUUCUAGUUCUAGAUCAAGAGCAGAGUCUGGUUGGAAGAAAAGAACAAAAGACGUU